Darwinula stevensoni is the source of this 3211-nucleotide messenger RNA. The record is from the annotation of a GenBank genome assembly. NCBI's taxonomy places the organism in Eukaryota, Metazoa, Arthropoda, Ostracoda, Podocopida, Darwinulidae.
CUUUAUUUACUUUCUUGUGCUGCAGGUGUCUCUUGUGUGUGAGUGAGUGUGUGUGUGCGUGAAGCCACGUGAAAUGAUGCACAGCUGGACACUGGACUAGGGGUUCCAUGUUCCUCCGUACCAAGUGAAAGUUCAAAGUCCCACCAUCUCUCCUAGAUUGCGCUGCAUUGGCUGGGCGUCCCUGUGGCCAAGUGCAUGCCUUCUCCUCUGCCGCGCAUUCUUCGCAUGAACUAGAUCCGUGGUCACGAAUCCGGUGAAUUCCCAUCACCUCUGCCUUCUCAUCGCUUCCGGUCGUUGAGCAGUGCGGGGCAUAAUGGGGGUGGGGUGGCAGACCUCUUCCCUCUUCCUGCUCUUCUUCUCCUUCACGUACAUGAUGGCCACCACCCUUGUCCAGGCUGCUCUCUAUGCUUUCAUCGUCACCAUCCUCAUCCUCCUUCUCUACCAUCACAAGCAUGUUCAACUCAUGAUCGUCACUUUUCCCAGGGACAUAAAGGCAGCUUUGCGGUUCCUGAAGUUGAACUUACGUAUCUACAAUGUGCAGAAGAAGAACAUGAGUGUUCCAGAUAUGUUCGCCACGUACGUGAAAAAACACCCGAACAAGGUGGCCUUCAUUUUCGAAGAUGAUGAAUGGACGUUCAAGCAAGUAAGUGGUGGGUGGGAGGGGGGGGGUGUCAUCUUUCACAAUCAAGUUGUCUUUUUGUCUGUUUUGAAUUGUGUUUCUCACGUGUUUUUCUUAAUGACAAUCCAGGUCGAUGAGUUCUCCAAUCAAGUAGCCAAUUAUUUUCUGAACGAGGGGUUCAAGAAGGGAGAUGUGGUGGGUCUGUUCAUGGAGAACUCAAUUGUCUAUGUGGCAACUUGGCUGGGUCUUGCCAAAAUCGGUGUAGUCCCUGCAUUACUCAACUACAAUCUCAGGGAGCAUCCGUUGGUGCAUUGUAUCAAGGUGGCUCAAUCAAAGGCUGUAAUCUUCUGUGCAUCACUUCUUGAAGCCAUCAAUGAGAUCAGACCAGACCUGGACGGGAAUCCCCUGUAUAUGUAUGGGGAGCCUUCUGAAGGUGUCAAAGUGCAUUCUGAUGUAAGGCUUGACAAGGUAUUGUUAGAGGCAUCCAAAGAAGUACCUGCACCAGAGAAGAAGCCUGGCUUCACUGACAAACUCAUCUACAUUUUCACAUCUGGAACAACUGGUCUUCCGAAAGCAGCUGUCAUAAAACACUCACGGUACCACAUGGCUGCUUCUGCUACAUAUUAUAUGAUGAAACUCAAGUCAUCAGAUGUAGUGUAUGAUCCACUUCCCCUCUAUCACACGGCUGGAGGAGUCAUGGGCAUUGGUCUGACUCUCCUCCAUGGAGCAGUUGUCGUCAUUCGCAAGAAAUUUUCAGUUACUCACUUCUGGUUGGACUGUGUGAAAUACAAAUGCACGUUCCCAAUCCAUUCCAAUUUCCAUGCUCCAACCAUGUCAACUCAUCCUGGAAUGAGGAAGAUAGGAUACCAUUUCAUGGCUUCAGGGGUGCACUACUUAGGAAAUCUAUCAAACAGAGAGAUGAUAUAUAAUCCACUGCCGCUCUAUCACACUGCUGGCACCACAUUGGGGAUUGGGCAGGUUAUCUUGUUCGGGUGCUCUGCUUACAUCCGCAAGAAAUUUUCUGCGAGCCACUUCUGGGAGGAAGCAGCCAAGUACCAGUGCACGGUUGCUCAAUAUAUUGGUGAGAUUUGUCGGUACCUGUUGUCAACACCACAAAAGCCAGAGGAAACCCAGCACUGUGUGCAUACUAUCUUUGGCAAUGGCUUGAGACCUCAAAUCUGGGAACAGUUCCAAAACAGAUUCAAAGUCAAGAACAUCAUAGAGUUUUAUGGAUCAACUGAGGGAAAUGCCAACAUCAUCAAUGUAGACAAUCGUAUUGGUGCUAUUGGAUUCAAAUCCCUCAUCCUGCCUGGAAUCCUCCCUGUCACAUUGAUUCGAGUGGAUGAAGCCACUGGAGAACCAAUUCGCAAUUCUAAAGGCAUGUGCAUCCAUUGUGCUCCUGGUGAACCUGGAGAAUUUGUUGGGAAGAUCCAAAAGAAUCACCCCAUCAGAGACUUUGAAGGCUAUGCAGAUGUGAAAUCCACAACCAAGAAGAUCAUUCAUAAUGUCUUUGAACAAGGUGACACCUGCUUUCGCUCAGGUGACAUGCUUGUCAUGGAUGAGUAUGGUUACCUGUACUUCAAAGAUAGAACAGGUGAUACCUUCCGGUGGCGAGGAGAAAAUGUUUCAACUUCAGAGGUGGAAGCAGUCAUAUCAAACAUCAUUGGUCUAGCAGACUCUGUAGUCUAUGGUGUCCAGGUUCCAGGUGUGGAGGGAAGGGCGGGGAUGUGUGCAAUUCAUGAUCCAGAGGGAGGAGUAGAUUUGUCUGGCCUUGUGGGAGGCAUGAAAAAAAGCCUUGCUCCAUAUGCACGUCCCCUGUUUAUACGCUUGGUCAAGCAACUUGAUGCCACUGGGACAUAUAAGUUGAAGAAGUUGGAUUUGCAGAAGGAAGGCUUUGAUCCAAACAAAGUAUCUGAUCCCCUCUUCUUCCUUGAUCCAUCCAAGAAUGAAUAUGUUCCCAUCACACAGCAAUUAUAUGACAACAUCAUCACAGGGAAAGUCCGUCUCUAGAUAUGUCCAUCUGCUGCCGUUUCUCCUCAUGAAAUUUCACUGGAGAGCUAAAUAUUUCUGUUAUGAGGAUCAAGAGUGACUGAUCCCCUUUCAGAUUCUAUGGCUGAAUUUUGUUAUAGUUUGUUCAGAGGAGGAUUAUUUUCACACAAGCACCAAUGAUGGUUUGUGCCGAAAGCUCAAUGUAUGCAUGAAAGUGUAUGUUGAUGAUUCCUGUUUUGUGCCUUAUUCCUCACAUCUUUGUAGCCAUGGCCUUUUAAAAGAUAUACCCCACCAGUCUGGCAUAUGCUGGUCUCACAUCUUGUGAACCCAUUUCAUCCCAAGGAAAUUACAGGUUCACCUUAUUUUUAUUUUCUGCCUCUCACUACAGUAUACUUGCUGAGUAGCAACAGCCAGGCUCAUGGUUCUUGACAUGAUCCAUACUUGGUCUCACCCUGUGUCUUUCUCAUGCUUCCUUCUUUGAACCGCAGAAGAAUUGCAGUCCCUUUUGUCCUCUAUAUCUUUACAUUCCGAGGCAUUCCUUCUGGUGUGCAUCCAACUAUAUUCCCAAGAAUGAUGGUGCAUAUCUAAUGUCUUCACCCGAUU